GGUUUUGAAUUUCAUUUCAUUUCAGUGCCAAAAAUCCCCAGCAGACAGGCAUGAACUCCAUGAAGCUGUUGUCGAGCUCAAAAUCCCUAGCUCAAAAUGGGGUUUUCAGCAGAUUUUAUUAUACUAAUAGGUUCAAUAAAGCCACUUUAUAUUCCAGGAUCAGUCCUUUGGGUAGCCCUGACAAAAGCGUCGAAGCGGAGCUUGACGACUGGCUCAAACAUGGGAACAACAUUCGAGUUGCUGAGCUUCAACGCAUCAUUCACGAUCUUCGUAAACGAAAGCGCUUCACUCAGGCUCUUCAGGUUUCUGAAUGGAUGAAUAAAAAGGGUCUUUGUGCCUUUUCACCUACUGAGCACGCGGUGCAGUUGGAUCUCAUCGGUAAAGUUCGUGGAUUUCUUUCUGCGGAAAGCUAUUUUAAUAAAUUGAAGGACCAAGAUAAAACUGAGAAGACAUACGGUGCUCUUCUGAAUUGUUAUGUGCGGCAGCGCCAGAUAGACAAGUCGCUCUCUCAUUUGCAGAAAAUGAAGGAGUUGGGUUUCGCCUCGUCAACUCUUACUUACAAUGAUAUCAUGUGUCUUUACACAAAUAUUGGACAGCACGAGAAAGUACCUGAUGUACUGAGGGAGAUGAAAGAGAACAACGUAUCCCCGGACAACUUCAGUUACAGAAUCUGCAUCAAUUCUCUAGGUGUGAGGUCUGAUCUUGAGGGAAUUGAAGAAAUUUUAACAGAAAUGGAGGAUCAACCUCAUAUCAAGAUGGAUUGGAACACGUAUGCUGUUGUUGCCAGUUUCUACAUAAAAGCAGGCCUUACUGAAAAAGCCAUUGAUGCACUAAAAAAAUCCGAACAGAAGCUAGAUAAUAAAGAUGGAACGGGCUACAAUCAUCUAAUAUCGCUCUAUACGAGUUUGGGAAAUAAAGCCGAGGUCUUGAGAUUAUGGGGUCUAGAGAAAGAAGCUUGUAAAAGGUAUAUAAACAAGGAUUUCAUUAUCAUGCUUCAAUCUCUAGUGAAGCUUGAUGAGUUUGAAGAAGCUGAGAAAAUACUUAAAGAAUGGGAAUCAUCCGGAAACUAUUACGAUUUUCGGAUACCGAAUAUCAUCAUUGUUGGCUAUGUUAAAAAGGGUCUACAUGAAAAGGCUGAAACAAUGCUCGAAAACCUGAAGGAGAAAGGUAAGACAACCAUUCCUAAUAGUUGGGGCAUUGUGGCAGCAAGUUACUUAGAUAAAGGUCAAGCAAAAAAGGCUUUCAAGUGCAUGAAGGCGGCCCUAUCGUUAUUCACGGAGAACAAGGGGUGGAAACCGAACCUAAGGGUGGUCACGAGUAUAUUGGAUUGGCUAGGCGAUGAAGGCAGUGUUCAGGAAGUGGAAGAAUUCGUGGAGUCAUUGAAGAGAACAGUUCCGGUCGAUAGAAAAAUGUAUCAUACCUUGUUGAAGGCAAAUGUAAGACAUGGUGAAAGAGUGGAUAAGGUUUUGGACCUCAUGAAAGCUGAUAAAAUAAAUGAAGAUGAAGAAACAAAAUCAAUAUUGGCCAUGAAAUCCAGCUAAAUUCAAUAGGUUGGUUCCUCAUUUUUCAUUCAUAAUGACUUUGAAUUUUACCCCUUCUUUUUGUGGUUAUCUGAUUUGCCUCUACGACUUAUGUGAAUUUUCUUAAUGGAUAUGUAUUGUAGUUCUGUUUA
Gossypium raimondii (Peruvian cotton) is the source of this 1672-nucleotide messenger RNA. Its product is annotated as pentatricopeptide repeat-containing protein At4g21705, mitochondrial. The record is from RefSeq and is a predicted model, not a curated record. Gene Ontology annotation, cellular component: mitochondrion. The transcript has 2 exons. The coding region runs from base 51 to 1541 and encodes 496 amino acids. Lineage: Eukaryota; Viridiplantae; Streptophyta; Magnoliopsida; Malvales; Malvaceae. Gene Ontology annotation, molecular function: protein binding.